Torulaspora delbrueckii is the source of this 717-nucleotide messenger RNA. It is a transcript of the gene PRP18, whose product is annotated as mRNA splicing protein PRP18. The transcript has a single exon. Gene Ontology annotation, cellular component: U5 snRNP; U4/U6 x U5 tri-snRNP complex; U2-type post-spliceosomal complex. The record is from RefSeq and is a predicted model, not a curated record. Bases 1 to 717 code for a protein of 238 amino acids. NCBI's taxonomy places the organism in Eukaryota, Fungi, Ascomycota, Saccharomycetes, Saccharomycetales, Saccharomycetaceae. Gene Ontology annotation, biological process: RNA splicing; generation of catalytic spliceosome for second transesterification step.
AUGAGCUUUGAUCUAUCUAGUUUGUUAAAGAAUGAAAUAGCCAAGAAGCAGCAGAAUUUGAAUAUACCCGCAAGAGAGGUGGAACCGGUUGAAGCGCCACAGGCCAGCGAUGAGGAAAAGGUUACUGAAGAAGUGGUGGAAAGCAAUGCAGAAGCGAUAGACGAAAAUCCUUUAAAUGAGCAAUUAGAAAGGUUAAAUAACCGACCUGCUAGAGUCGAGCAAAUCAUUUCUGAAGACUCCAAAAUCUCUAUAAAAAUCGAUCCAACGUCAAUUGGUGACGAACAAAAGGUUCAAUCGUUAUCCCGUCAAUGUAAUCUAUACAUUCAUGAGAUUCUAGCUCAAUGGGAUGAAAACCAACCAGAGUAUCACCCAGAACUGCUCACGGAGACCAAGAAAUCCUUAUUCCCACUACUUGUCAAGUUACGGCGAGGGACUCUGGCCCCAGACCUGGUGAUUUCUCUCGCUACAGUCCUCUAUCAUUUGCAACAACCAAACGAGAACAACCUGGCCAUAGAAUCCUACAUGAAGUUGAGCAUCGGAAAUGUCGCAUGGCCCAUCGGUGUGACAAGCGUCGGAAUUCACGCCCGUAGUGCACACUCCAAGAUACAGGGUGAGAACGGGCCCAUUGCCAACAUAAUGCUAGAUGACCAGACAAGGUUAUGGAUCACUAGCAUCAAGAGACUGAUCACUUUCCAGGACUGGUUGGCCAGCACGUGA